This is a messenger RNA of Serendipita indica DSM 11827, 582 nucleotides long. The record is from the annotation of a GenBank genome assembly. NCBI's taxonomy places the organism in Eukaryota, Fungi, Basidiomycota, Agaricomycetes, Sebacinales, Serendipitaceae.
AUGUCACAAGAGCAAGGCAAAGCACGGCCAUUUCCACGAGGCCUAAAUCAUGUUGCCCGACUUUGGCAACGAGUGAACGAUCGGACUGCUGCAAGUGAACAUCCUAGAACAUUGAAAUCCUCUACGUCCAAAACCAAGAAGGAAGACCUUGGAUUCCUGGAAUUGGUAUGCCCAGAGGAUCCCACCGUCGAUAUCAUAGCAAUCCACGGCUUGAAUGGUCACAGAGAAAAGACUUGGAUGACAGACGAUGGCGUUCUUUGGCUACGCCAAUUCUUGCCGUCCUCAUUGCCUCGUGCCCGUAUCCUGACCUAUGGCUACGACGCCGACACUCACAGUACGGAGUGCGUAUCGACCCAGACUAUGCGCCGCCACGCCGUCGGUCUGGCUCAAGCUAUUUUACGAAAGCGUAAAGAUGCUCCUCGACGCCCCAUCAUCUUUGUUGCUCACGAUUUGGGAGGCAUCAUUCUCAAAUGGGCGCUUGUCAUAUGCAACAAUGAGGACCUGGAAUCAAAAGACGGCCUACGAAAUAUCGUGGUAUCCACCCAUUCCAUCCUCUUCUUUGGAACCCGCAUUCCGGCGUAG